Messenger RNA from Aspergillus pseudonomiae, 701 nucleotides. Its product is annotated as DUF1993 domain-containing protein. The transcript has a single exon. The record is from RefSeq and is a predicted model, not a curated record. Lineage: Eukaryota; Fungi; Ascomycota; Eurotiomycetes; Eurotiales; Aspergillaceae. Bases 50 to 562 code for a protein of 170 amino acids.
CCUACACUUCCGCACACCCCAUCAAUCGGAUUCAAUCCUCACUCCAAAAAUGGCGCACACCUUCUACGACGGAACCAUCCCGGUAGUCCAAUCCAUCCUCACCACCCUAUCCCACAUCCUGCAGCAAGCCUCGCAACAGCCCAAUGCCACCGCCCUCCUCUCCGCCCGUCUCCACGAGGACAUGUACCCACUCACCGACCAAGUGCGCAUCACGACCCAGUUCGCCGCGAACCUGGUCGCCAGACUGACCGGCCAGUCGCCGGUAUCGUUCGACGGCAGUCCCGCGACAUAUGCCGAGUGCCACGGGCGCAUUGAGACGGUGCUGAAGGCGCUCCAGCAGGCCGACAAGGACGUCGUCAACCGACACGCCGACGUCGUGGCGUCCACCCCCAUGGGCCCCGAGAAGGCGGUCGACAUGUCCGCUGCGGUGUAUGCUCAUACCGUUGCCUUGCCCAAUAUCUAUUUCCAUCUUACGACUGCGUAUGCCAUCCUGAGGAAGGAGGGCGUGCCGCUGGGGAAGCGGGAUUAUUACGUGGGGUUUUUCCCGGGGAUUAGAGGGUGAGACUUUGGGUUUAUUUUCUGGAUAUAGAUGGCUAUAGCUGUGGGGUUGUUGGUGGUGGACUUCCUUAUAUUGGAGAUUGGAUGGAGUGGCUUAGUGUUAUGUGUGGAUGUUAUUUUCUGGGGGUCUGAGUUAGAUAUAG